AUGUCGGGCGAAGCAUGGUUAUACCUGCUCGCGGUACUCAUCAAUGCUGUCAACCUCUUUCUCCAGGUCUUCUUCACCAUCAUGUACAGCGACUUGGAAUGCGACUACAUCAACCCGAUUGACCUCUGCAACCGUCUCAACACAUACAUUGUCCCAGAAGCCGCUGUACACGCUUUCCUGACGUUCUUGUUCUUGAUUAAUGGAUACUGGCUCGCGCUUGUUCUGAACCUGCCGCUGCUAGCAUUCAAUGCCAAAAAAAUUAUAGAGAACCAGCAUUUACUUGACGCUACCGAGAUCUUCCGAAAGCUGAACGUGCAUAAGAAGGAAUCAUUCAUCAAGCUUGGGUUUCAUCUGAUCAUGUUCUUCUUUUACCUGUACAGCAUGAUUGUGGCACUCAUUCGCGAUGAGUCGACCUAG
Messenger RNA from Cyphellophora attinorum, 417 nucleotides. RefSeq names its product ER-derived vesicles protein ERV14. The record is from RefSeq and is a predicted model, not a curated record. The transcript has 4 exons. Gene Ontology annotation, cellular component: COPII-coated ER to Golgi transport vesicle; endoplasmic reticulum membrane. The coding region runs from base 1 to 417 and encodes 138 amino acids. NCBI's taxonomy places the organism in Eukaryota, Fungi, Ascomycota, Eurotiomycetes, Chaetothyriales, Cyphellophoraceae. Gene Ontology annotation, biological process: endoplasmic reticulum to Golgi vesicle-mediated transport.